Pipistrellus kuhlii (Kuhl's pipistrelle) is the source of this 985-nucleotide messenger RNA. RefSeq names its product olfactory receptor 6Q1. The record is from RefSeq and is a predicted model, not a curated record. Lineage: Eukaryota; Metazoa; Chordata; Mammalia; Chiroptera; Vespertilionidae. Gene Ontology annotation, molecular function: G protein-coupled receptor activity; olfactory receptor activity. Gene Ontology annotation, cellular component: membrane. The coding region runs from base 14 to 967 and encodes 317 amino acids. Gene Ontology annotation, biological process: G protein-coupled receptor signaling pathway. The transcript has a single exon.
UCCCACUUUCAAUAUGCAGCCAUAUACCCCAAAUUGGACCCACGUGACAGAGUUUGUCAUGGUGGGAUUUGCCGGGGUGCAUGAAACACGCCUUCUCUUCUUUACACUCUUCCUCAUCAUGUACCUGUUUACCUUACUGGAGAACUUGGCCAUCAUCAUGGUGGUGAUUUUGGACCCUCGGCUCCGGAGACCCAUGUACUUCUUUUUGACACACUUGUCCUGCCUUGAAAUUGGGUAUACCUCAGUCACAGUGCCCAAGAUGCUGGCUGGUUUUAUUGGAGGAGAAGGGGACAAGAAUAUCUCCUAUGCUGGAUGCCUUUCCCAGCUCUUCAUCUUCACCUUUCUUGGGGCAACUGAAUGUUUCUUACUGGCUGCCAUGGCCUAUGAUCGUUAUGUGGCCAUUUGUAUGCCUCUCCGAUAUGGGGCCUUGGUGUCCUUGGGCACCUGCAUCCGUCUGGCUGGUGCUUGUUGGCUGGUAGGCUUCCUCACACCUAUGUUGCCUAUCUACCUCAUGUCCCAGCUGACAUUUUGUGGCUCCAAUGUUAUCGACCACUUCUUCUGUGAUGCCUCACCUUUGCUAGCCUUGUCUUGCUCGGAUGUCACCCUGAAGGAGACCACAGACUUCCUGGUCUCUCUGGCGGUGCUCCUGACCUCCUCUGUGGUCAUUGCUGUGUCCUACAGCAACAUUGUCUGGACGCUGAUGCAUAUCCGCUCUGUGGCUGAGCGCUGGAAGGCCUUCUCCACAUGUACAGCUCACCUGACUGUAGUGAGCCUCUUCUAUGGCACUCUUUUCUUUAUGUAUGUCCGAACCAAAGUGGCCUCCUCCAUCAACUUCAACAAGGUGGUGUCUGUCUUCUACUCCAUUGUCACACCAAUGCUCAAUCCCCUCAUCUACAGUCUUCGAAAUAAGGAGGUGAAGGGAGCUCUGAGCAGAGCCAUUUCCCUCAAGUCUUGGAAAGGCCAGUGAGGGGGCAGGUAGGGACCA